AUGAUAUUCAGCAUGUGCGGCCUGAUGAUGCGGCUGAAAUGGUGCGCUUGGGUGGCCUUGUACUGUUCGUGCAUCAGCUUCGCCAAUUCCAGGAUCACCGAUGACACCAAACAGAUUCUGAGCUCGUUCAUGCUGUCGAUUUCCGCCAUAGUGAUGUCGUAUUUGCAGAACCCCCAGCCGAUGACGCCCCCAUGGGCAUCGGCCAUCAACUGA
This is a messenger RNA of Phyllotreta striolata, 213 nucleotides long. NCBI's taxonomy places the organism in Eukaryota, Metazoa, Arthropoda, Insecta, Coleoptera, Chrysomelidae. The record is from the annotation of a GenBank genome assembly.